UUUAAAAGCCGUAUAUUUUGCGGAUAACACGUUGCACAUGUUAAAAAACACAUGAGCAUAUCAAUAACAAAUUCGAAUGCAACACAUUGCAAAUAACCGGUGAGUGAGCGGGCCAGCCAUGAACUUCUUGAACAGAGAUGAGGUGAUCCCACACCCACUCUCGGGCUGCCCUGGCCAUAUGUGCGCUGUAAGCUCAAGCGAGUCUGCUUCUCGCGUUCAGUCAACGUCUAGUGGAUUGAAACUUGUGCGGAAUGAGUUUGCCGUCGGCUCUGACGGGCCUUGCUCUGACCAGUCUUUAAAGUGUAAGCUGUCGUCUUGAAGUUCUUGGCUCAGACAUAUCAUGGACUUGUUUGAACUGCGCUCUAGGACAUCUGUAUCUUCUUUACUCAGUAGGUGCGCUUGUUGCACGUUUUCUGCCGCUUUUAGCCUUGUUCAGGUUGUAAACACUUCCGGUUAGCAUAAACUUCUUGACUAUGGCCAAAAUUACGUUGCGUGAUGGGGCUUUGCGUGCUUUGAAGUGACUGCGAAACUUCCGCUGAGUGAGCACGAUUGAGUUCGUUUCAAAGUAAAAUUGUACCAUCUUUAUUUUUUCGCUGGUUUCGUAGGGUUUCAUAUUUUCAAGUGCUGGUACUUAUCAGCAUUCAAUUCUAACAAAUCUAAAUAUAUAAUUCAAUAUGCUCUCAAUUCAAAAUACCCUGAUGCUCCGGGCUAAGGCCAUAUAGAGGCUGUGGCAAGGCUGUGGUAUUUUGGUAUUUGCUCCGGGCCUAGCCUUGGCCUAUAUAUGGCCUUGGGGCCUAGACUCCGGGCCUUGAAUCAAGGCCAUUGCUCCGAGACAAAUUUCCGCAAAAUAUUUUUUUAUGCAAAUGCACGUGUUUUUUAUUAAGGAGUUGACACCUCUGCUUUGAAAGAAAAUUCAUUUGUUUUCUUUUCUUUUAGGAUCAAUGAGCAUCAUGGAAAGUAGCGAGGCCAUGGCCCAUUGAGCGAGCAUAGCGCUACAGUGGUAAAAGCUGCAACUCAUUUUGUUUAUCACCGUUUAUUAUAAUUUCUAAGCUUACUAUCCCUCGCCAGAACUAUCAAUAUACUUUAUAAGCUGAGCGGGGAGGUUUCAGAUACGGAAACUGUUUUGCUGCCGAGUCACUUCCUCUAAAGUGAGACAAAGUGGCAAUAAGGAAUCACAAAAAGGUCCCGUGAUCAGAAGCAAUAGGCCGGUGUCGCGCUGGGGAAGAUGGUUUCUUCGCUGUUCUUCCUCGCCGUCUGCUGCAGUCUUUGCGUGUUAGCACGCGGCCAGUCGUCAGCUGACGAAUUUCGCUGUGAGUCAGCUGGCUACCACGAGGACCCCAACAACUGCGCACUGUUCUACCGAUGCAUUUCAUUCUGGGGAGGCAAACAACUCCGGAGAGUAUCGUUUUCCUGCAAGGAACCCACCGUGUAUGACGCCAAUCUCAGUGUUUGCCAGUUUCCAUGGCGACUGAAGCCGCCGUGUGUAAAGAACACGGAUGGAAUCUGGGUGCGGGAGUCGCGGCUACCGACGGUGCUGCCACCUACCGAAGCGCUGCCAAACAUCACGGUGGUCGAGCUGGGGUCGCCCGAUUACGUGCCGUCACCACCGCCCAAAUACCGGGUGGCAGCAGGGAGCCCCUACAACUGCCCUGGCCCGGGCGAGUAUUUCGCUGAUAUACCGGACUCCUGCGUAUUUUACUAUCAGUGCCUCGAGAUAGAACCCGGCGUAUUAAAUGCCGAGCUGCACCGCUGUCGGUCAGGUGAAAUCAUCACAUCCACCAGCGGCGGCUGUAUCAGACCCUUCCCGCUACCGGACUGCGCCGAACUGCCGGAGGAGACCCUCAGAGCCCGCGGCCUGCCGCUAGCUCCGGAGAGUGGGAGCAGACUGGACGAUGAGAGGGAUUUCUACCUGGAGCUGGAGUUUAAGAAGUGAAUGCUGGUCGCGGAAUGGCGGGGAGGUCUUUAGGUCUGUCUCUUCUGAGACAGACUGUUGAUAUGUGAGAUGGUCUUCUUGUCUGAUAUUGUCUGUUAGCCUCUGUCUGUUUUGUGUCUGAGCUGCCUGAGACUGUUGUGCGAAAGUGAUAAUGUAUGUCUCAUUGGAUAAUGACUUAAACCAGUCAUGUUGGGAAAUGAUGGGCUUCGUUUGAGCCAUCGAGGACCUCAAGUAAGGCAUAAUUUUCUCGGGAAAGUUCUUAUCUUUCCCGAGAUGUGAGCUGCUCUAGUGAUUACUAAGCUUGAUAUUAGCCUAAGCUGAGAUAAAGCUUUCAUGAUUGAGCUGGAGCCCUGAAACAGCUGAGGCUGCCUUUGGACAAAUGUUGUACAUAUAAUUGUGCUGCGACGAGUCGAAAGACAUGGUAACUCGCAUCGAGGCGUGAGUUCAGCUAGUUGAAAACAUUACUUUGUGGUUUGAGAUCAAUAAAGUGCGGAAUUUA
Messenger RNA from Amphibalanus amphitrite, 2432 nucleotides. RefSeq lists its product as uncharacterized. The record is from RefSeq and is a predicted model, not a curated record. Gene Ontology annotation, cellular component: extracellular region. NCBI's taxonomy places the organism in Eukaryota, Metazoa, Arthropoda, Thecostraca, Balanomorpha, Balanidae. Gene Ontology annotation, molecular function: chitin binding. Bases 1226 to 1933 code for a protein of 235 amino acids. The transcript is spliced from 7 exons.